Molecule: messenger RNA, 3586 nt
Organism: Anguilla anguilla (European eel)
Lineage: Eukaryota; Metazoa; Chordata; Actinopteri; Anguilliformes; Anguillidae
Product: olfactomedin-like protein 2A
Exons: 9
Coding region: 234-2195 (653 amino acids)
Biological process (GO): signal transduction
Source: RefSeq, a predicted model, not a curated record
GCAGAGUGAGCGCUACUCGCAGGCUGCUUGGAGUCCACCGUGUGGGCAUUGAGUAAUGGAGGCGUAAUCUCAGCGUUACCAGCGUUUUCAGAGUUACCAAGCCCAUUGGGAUACAGUUGGAGUGUUGUUGUGUGUUGGUAUUUUUAUUUGUUUUUGAUUUAUGUACAUUCCAUCUUUUCGUACCGGAGAGAAGACGUGUACUUCACCAUUGCGUUUGCUGGAUUUCCGGAGAGAUGUGGAGUCUUACAAACAUCAUUGCCUGCUUUAUCCUGCUGUCUAAACCCGCCAAUGCACAAAACAAGGUGUUCGGGGAGGCGGAGCCGGUGCGGAUGACGUCAGAGGGCUCGGACUGCCGGUGCAAGUGCAUCAUGCGGCCGCUGACGCGGGACGCCUGCGCGCGUCUGCGCAGCGGGAGCGUGCGCGUGGAGGACUUCUACACCGUGGAGACGGUCAGCGCCGGCUCCGACUGCAAGUGCUCCUGCACCGCGCCGCCCUCCUCCCUCAACCCCUGCGAGAACGAGUGGAAGAUGGAGAAGCUGCGCAAACAGGCACCCGAGCUGAUGAAGCUCCAGACGAUGAUCGACCUACUGGAGGGCACUCUGUACAGCAUGGACAUGAUGAAGGUGCACUCCUACAUCAGCAAGGUGGCCUCUCAGAUAAACACCCUGGAGGAGUCCAUUAAGGUUAACCUAACCAGGGAGAACGACUUUGUGAGGGACAGCGUCACCAGCCUGACCGAUCAGCUGAAGAGAUAUGAGAACUACUCUGACAUCAUGGUCAGCAUAAAGAAGGAGAUAUCCAACCUCGGCCUGCAGCUCUUACAGAAGGAUGGCUCACCAUUGGAUAACAAACUCCAGGAAACAGCCACAGAGGGAAAGACGAAGGACGCCGCCAAGUUUCCCGCCAAAAUCGCUUCGGGAUCCAAGCCGCCCAAGGAGAGGCCGGCCAGGUCCAGGAAGGAGGGCGGCAAGGCCGGGAAAUCCGCCAAGGGGGCGGGGCAUCAGCCCGCGGUUGUCAGGGGAAUCACGUACUACAAGGCCGAGGAGGCGGAGCAAGGCGGGAACAGCAGAGUACAGGCCGUGUUCUGCAGUCCGUGUUUUACCAACGCACCUCCUCACCGUCCCCUUUCCUCAGAGAACCCUGCCAAACCCAACGCCAUCGACGCCAACGCCUACAAGGACAAGCCUCCUGGGGACACACCCCUGGGGUCUGACCCCAGCCUGGAGGCUACCACAACCGCCCCCACGACCACGACCACGACCACCACAACCACAACCACGCCCACCACCACAACUACCACUACAGCAACAACCACUACUGCCAGCAAGACAUUAGCCCCAACCAUUAUGCUAGUGCUGGACAACUCUGACAACAGCAGCCAGUCCCUCUCCAACCGAGCAGAGAAAGACCCGGACUGCGAGGGAACGAUAGCCUCGGUGGACAAGCCGAAGAAGCAGCACAGCUACGGGCGCAACGAGGGCGCCUGGAUGAAGGACCCCAUCGGCAGUGACUCCAAGAUCUACGUCACCAACUAUUACUAUGGCAACAACCUGGUGGAGUUCCGGAACCUGUACAAUUUCAAGCAGGGUCGAUGGAGUAACCUGUACAAGCUCCCGUAUAACUGGAUCGGCACGGGUCACGUGGUCUACGGCGGCGCCUUCUACUACAACCGGGCCUUCACCAGGAACAUCAUCAAGUACGACCUGCGGCAGCGCUACGUGGCGGCCUGGGCGCAGCUGCCCGACGUGGUCUACGAGGACGCCGCGCCCUGGAAGUGGAGGGGCCACUCCGACGUGGACUUCGCCGUGGACGAGAGCGGCCUGUGGGUGGUCUAUCCCUCGCUGGACUACGACUACGGCCAGGGCGAGGCCGUCGUGGUGAGCCGGCUGGACCCCGGCGACCUGUCGCUAAGGAAGGAGACCACCUGGCGCACCGGCCUGCGCCGCAACGCCUACGGCAACUGCUUCAUCGUGUGCGGCGUGCUGUACGCCGUGGACGCGCACGACCGGCGGGAGGCCGAGGUCUCCUACGCCUACGACACGCACACGGGCGCCGAGGCCACGCCCCUCCUGCCCUUCCUCAACGAAUACUCCUUCAGCACCCAGAUCGACUACAACCCCAAAGAGAAGGUGCUGUACGCCUGGGACAACGGCCACCAGCUCACCUACGGCAUCCAGUUCGUGGGUCACCAUUAACGCCACUGUGAAACAGACCACCGGCUAAACUGAUUAAAGCUCCAGUCGACAGCUCCAUCCAUCUGCAUUCUCUCUCCACGAGCACAUUCGUAAAGAAUUUUUAAAAAAGGAAAAUCAGUUGUUAGCUGACAUUAUUUUGCUAUUUUUCAAAAAAGAAAAAAAACAAAAACAUUUUUGUCAUUGAUGUUUUUCUUGUGUUUUUGUUCCUUUGGAGAUGGGUAGAGUGUGAGCUGCUGUGGUCCGGUAGUUAAAGUCCCUUUCCUCUAAAGGAGACGACAUCGCUUUCUAAAAUCGUCACACACAGAAAAAUCAUAUGCUUUUGUUCUCAUUUACUCUGAACAAAAGGACUAUGUGGACAUUUCCACACACAAACCUGUCUGUGAUGGGGGAGAUUCAAAUCGAAUGGUGUUCAAAUUACAGUUAAACAAAGUUCCAGGAGCAUAUAUACAUAUAUUUUUAUCUGUUGGUUCUUAUUUUUAAAAUAACAUUUUAAAUAUAUUUUACAUUUGUAAUAGUUUACUACUCUUUGGGACUAACGAGUAGUAAACUAUACUACCUUUUCAGAAAUAAUAAAUAUGAAAACAUUUUAUUUCUUCAGCACAGUAAGAAAUACUACCAAUUUUUAUUUUCAGAUUUUCUUGCAAUGUAAUUAUGUAAAUGAAAGUUCUCUUGUAAAUAGUUUAACAUGUUCCUUGUGGGUUUGAAAAUAAAGUAAACAGCACCUCUGGUAAUUAUCCGCUGGCUAUCAAAUGAUGAGGGGUGAACUCUAGUCUCCUAGAGCCGCAGUAUCUGCUGGUUUCUGCUCUUAAGACUAAACUGAGUCACUGCUUGGCUUAAGACUCCACACAUCCUGUUUCCAAAGCCUAAAAUGGCUGAUGACUGAAAGGAAACCCCAACAGAACCCAACAGAAGUUUGAAAUGCUUCAUUUUCUUCAGAAAGCAACUGGCAAGAGCAUUACGUUUUAUUUAAGCAGUGCCUGAUCACUCGAUAUAAUUGGAAAUCUGUGUUCCAUUAAAUCCUGGAAAAAAAACUUGCAAAAGCAACCUCAGCCAGCGAACGCAGUGUCCACUGGCUGCUGUUAAUGGGCAGGACGGUGGGAGGCCAGCGGGGAGAUCGGGGGAGGCAGUGGAGCUGCGGAUCAGCUGCUAAAAGAACGCGCUGUAGGCGGUGAACGACCCUGCCGCUGGCGGACCAACGGCUCCCGCCGUUGUCAGGUGUUUACGCUCUCUGUUCUCCCGCACAAACAGCCGUAUCAAACGGAAGCGCGGAUUUCAUACUUACACCGUGUAACCUGAAAAGUCUGGGGGUUUUUUUUAAGUUUUUUGUUGAGGGUAGGAGGGCGUUUCCAUCAAGUUGUGCGCAAAGAGCAAAAUAAAAGCGUGAAAGAGGC